AUGGCUGUAACAGACCACCAAGUCUUCAUCAGUUUCAGAGGAGCAGACGUGCGAAGAAACUUUCUAAGAUUCCUUGAAGAAGGGCUAAAAUGGGGUUGCGUAGACUACUAUGUUGACACUCAAGAGAUGAAAGGUGAGGUUCUUGACAUUCUUCUUCAAAGGAUCCAAGAAUCGCGGGUCAUACUGAUCAUCUUGUCCCAAAACUACAUGGAGUCAAGAUGGUGCAUCAAGGAGCUGCUCGAGACGACUAAGGAUAUUAAAGGGUCAAGACGUAAGGUCAUCCCGCUCUUCUAUAAUGUCAGAGUCGAAGAUGUGAAGGACAACUGGAAAGUCGGCGAACAAGCAAGAAGAGAAGAAGGAGAAGAGAUAGGAGAAGAGAAGGAGAAAAAAGUGAAGGAAGCUUUGAGGACUCUUACGAGGCAUGUGGGCAUCAGAUCUUCUGAGUAUCGGUUCACACCUCUUCCGAUUCCAUGCGUCGACGGACUGAGAAAGCCGGUGGCUUGUUGUAUGUUUGGCAUCCCUCUCAACACCGGUCGGAAAAGGAAAGUGAAUGAUGGAAUUGUGACAUCAACUAGAGCAACGGCUGAGGAUGUGAUGGCGGGUGUUGGGACUAGAUCAAAUAAUGACUUUGAGUUCAUAGAAGAUAUUGUCAAGGAAGUAAAGAAAGUGUUGACCAGUAUCAAACUGGAGGAAAAAAUGAAUGCGGCUUCUGUCACGACUUCGGACAGAGCAGAAGGGAAGAAGCACGACAUGUCUUUGAUGACAGAAGGAGAAAAGCCUGAAACAACACAGAAGGUUAACCUUUUUGGGAUCACGCAACGUCUUCAGAAACUACAGGAGAAGUUAGGGAUGGAGUACGAAAACUACAAGGAAAUUCGUGUCAUUGGAGUUCUUGGGAUGGCUGGUAUUGGCAAAACCACACUUACCAAGAAGUUGUUUGAGGAGGGAAAAAGCAAGUUUCAUCGGAGAAUAUUUUUCGAAGAUCUCCAUAAGAUCUCAAAGGAAAACUGGUCUACUGAGUUGCGGGUUAGACUCCUAGAAAAGUUUUUGAAGAAGAAGAAUCUGACGAUAUCGAAAGAGACUACACAUGAGUCCUUGGAGAAAGAGCUACUUGAAAGCAAAGUUUUUCUUGUCCUAGAUGACUUGAGCGACAAGGAACAACUAGAAUAUCUUCUUGGGAACCGAAAAUGGAUCAAGCAAGGGAGCAAGAUUGUUAUUGUGACAAGUGAUAAGUCAUUGGUCGAGGGUCUGGUCGAUGAUACUUAUGUAGUCCCGGGGUUGAACGAGAGGGAAGGGCUAGCGUGUUUCUGUCAUCAUGCUUUGGGUGACAACAAAGUAAACUCUGUCCAUGAAGGAAACUUGAUGAAGCUAUCAAGAGAGUUUGUGGAUUACGCUAGAGGAAACCCAUUAGCUCUCAAGGUACUUGGAGUGGAGCUUCAUGAUAGAGACGAGGCUCAUUGGGAAGCGAAACUGCAGAGCCACAAGUUUGUGACAGCUUUGGUGGAUUCCGAGUCUGGAAAAGGUAGGAGCCAGAUCAAAGACCUAGCGGACAAGUUCCUGAUCGAUAUCUCUGCUGGCAGAGUGGAAAUGCAUGGUUUGUUGUAUAGACUGGGGAUGAAACUGGCUUCCCAACCUCAACAGAGGCUGUGUAACCAUCAAGACAUUAUCAGAGUCUUAAAGAAGAAGCCGGGAAAGAUCAUCAUUAGUGGUAUCAGAGGUAUGUUCUUGGACAUGUCUGAAGUAGUGAACAAAACACCAUUAGGCAAAGAGGCUUUUGACGGGAUGAACAAUCUCCAGUACCUUAAAUUCUACAAUUCUUGUUUUCCUCGAGACUCUGAAGCCGACUGCAAAUUAAACUUCCCGGACGGACUUAAGUUACCGUUGCAAGAGAUCCGGUACUUUCACUGGCUAAGAUUCCCAGAAGAAGAACUUCCACAACACUUCAACCCAAAGAAUCUUGUUGACCUCAAGCUGCCUUACAGCAAGAUCAAACGGCUUUGGGACGGUGUUAAGGACACAUCAAACUUAAAGUGGGUCGAUCUCAAUCACUCAGUCGACCUUCACGACUUGUCAGGCUUAUCUAAAGCUCGGAAUCUUCAGAGAUUGAACCUUGAAGGCUGCACAUCAUUGAAAGAAUUACAUGACGGGAUGCAAAACUUGACAAGCCUAGUUGUCCUGAACUUGAGAGGCUGCACAAGUCUCACAUCUUUCGUAGAGAUGAACAUGAAGUCUCUUAAAACCCUAAUCCUCAGCGACUGCUCAAAUCUUGAGGACUUUCAGGUAAUCUCAGAGCAUCUAGAAGCAUUGUACUUAGAUGGCACAGCGUUAAAGAGACUUCCUCAAUCUAUUAUCAAGCUCCAGAAACUAGUCUUACUAAACAUGAAGGACUGCAAAAUGCUAGCAACCGUUCCUGAUUGUCUUGGAAAUAUGAAAGCUCUUCAAGAAGUAAUUCUCUCAGGCUGUUCAAGGCUUGAGAGUUUUCCUGAUCUGCAAGAAAACAUGAGAAGGCUGCGGAUUUUUCUGCUCGAUGGGACAUCUAUAAAGGAGGUGCCAAAACUACUGCAGGACCCUGGUCUCUCAGAAUGGCCACACCAUGGAGUGAAAGGCCUUCCCUUGCUGAGACACCUCUGCUUAAGAGGCAACGAUAUGAUCAAAACCCUGCAGCCUCAUAUUGGUCAACUUUACCAUCUAAAGUACAUCGACUUGAAGCAUUGCAAGAAUCUCAUGUCUGUUCCUACACUCCCACCAAACCUUCAACACUUAAACGCGCAUGGAUGCGAGUCACUGACAACAUUGGGAGACCCACUUGCCUUUCUCGUUCUCACAGAUCAAAACCACUCCACGUUCGUUUUCUCAAACUGCAACAAACUGGACGAAGUUGCAAAGACUAGUAUCAUUUCCUACAUUCAGAAGAAAAGCCAUUUGAUGUCAGAUGCAAUUGAUCGCUACAAUUUGGGUUCUGUUGUUGAAUCUUUUGCUGGAGCUUGCUUCCCUGGAUGUGAAGUACCUGCAUGGUUAAGUCACCAAGCCUAUGGAUCAGUGAUAGUCCUACCAGAACUCUCAAGACACUGGAGUAACAACGGGACCACUGGUGUAGCUCUGUGUGCAGUUGUCUCGUUUACAGAUCAAACCCACCGUUUCUUGGUGAAAUGCACCUGCGAGUUCAAGAACGCAGACGGGUCUUUGAGGCGGUUUAUUUGCACGGUAGGAGGAACUGAGCCACAGAAGAUCGAAUCGGACCAUGUGUUUAUUGGAUACACGAGCUGGCUGCAGAUCAAGAAACAAAAACAGCAAGAAGAUGACAAGAAGGGGUACAGUUACAGUGAUGAUCAUUAUCAGGCUUCGCUUAGGUUCGAGGUAACAGAUGGUACAGGUGAGGUGGUGGAGAAAUGUCAGGUGGUUAAGUGUGGUUUCAGUUUGGUUUACGAAUCUGAUGAAAACGAAAGUGUUUCUUGGGAGGUAAACUCUAAUCCCACUAUCCAUAGUGAAUCGAUGUUACCUGCGGAUUCAGGAAAAAUUGAAGUAAUUGUUGGAGCUGAGUCUCAAACGAUGGAAGAGAUCACUCAACAUUGUGAAACAACCAACAUCCAUGGUCUAUCGAUUUCACCUGCAGAUUCAGAGAUGGAAGAGAUCAAUCAACAAGGCAAUAACAUAAUCAAUGGCGUAAUGAUGAUACCUUCAGAUUCAGAAGAGAGUGAAGUGGAUUUUAGCGAUGGAUUGCAGAGGAUAGAAGUUACCAAUCGAAAUGGUGAAACAAGCUCUUGCGUAUCUACAGAAGAUCACGGUUAUGGCGCUGAUGUGCAGAGCUCAGGAAACGAUAGUUUGUUUAGCUUCACAGACAACGCAAGUGUGCAGAUGAUGAAACCCAUAGGGAUUAUUUGCCUUAUGAUCUCCAUUUCUGCUGGAGCUGCUUUCAUGCUGGGAAAGAGAAAGAGAAAGAUGUGA
This is a messenger RNA of Microthlaspi erraticum, 3945 nucleotides long. The record is from the annotation of a GenBank genome assembly. Lineage: Eukaryota; Viridiplantae; Streptophyta; Magnoliopsida; Brassicales; Brassicaceae.